UGUGUGUGUGUGUGUGUGUGUGUCCUGCAGGGGGCAGCACGUGGAUAAACCUCUGUAACCAGCGAAGAAGAGUCACAGAGCGGAAGUGGGUCUCCGGUGUCCUUGUGCUGAAGUGACGGAUCAAAGAUGAACAGACACGUUUAUGCUCUCCAGCAGGUGGCGCGGCGGAGCUUCUCCAGCUCGGCCCGCCGGCAGGUGGAGAACAAGGUGCCGCAGAAACAGAAGCUGUUCCAGGAGGAUAACGGCAUGCCGAUCCAUCUCAAAGGAGGCAGCGGCGACGCUGUUCUGUACAGAACGACGAUGGCGCUCACCGUCCUGGGUACCGGGUAUGCGUUGUACGAGCUGGUGAAGGCGUCGUUCCCUCAGCAGAAAUAACUCAGCAGCUCUUUGUUUCCAUUUAAAAACCAUCCAGCAGCUCUUUACUGUACAAAAACCUACAAAUUAUCCUCUGUGCACCGAGCUGCAGUCUCCUGUCAUUGUUCAUGUUCAUGGGAUCAAUAUUUAUUUGGUGUGCUCUUCUUCUGAUGACAUGAGGAUCAAUAAUAAAUCAAUAAAAUGACUCAUGACCAAAACC
This is a messenger RNA of Larimichthys crocea (large yellow croaker), 574 nucleotides long. Its product is annotated as cytochrome c oxidase subunit 7A2, mitochondrial. Gene Ontology annotation, biological process: regulation of oxidative phosphorylation; mitochondrial electron transport, cytochrome c to oxygen; mitochondrial respirasome assembly. Gene Ontology annotation, cellular component: respiratory chain complex IV. Bases 127 to 375 code for a protein of 82 amino acids. The record is from RefSeq and is a predicted model, not a curated record. The transcript is spliced from 4 exons. NCBI's taxonomy places the organism in Eukaryota, Metazoa, Chordata, Actinopteri, Sciaenidae.